This is a messenger RNA of Sceloporus undulatus (fence lizard), 1471 nucleotides long. RefSeq names its product TATA-box binding protein like 1 (gene TBPL1). Gene Ontology annotation, molecular function: general transcription initiation factor activity; DNA binding. The transcript has 8 exons. The coding region runs from base 441 to 1001 and encodes 186 amino acids. Lineage: Eukaryota; Metazoa; Chordata; Lepidosauria; Squamata; Phrynosomatidae. The record is from RefSeq and is a predicted model, not a curated record. Gene Ontology annotation, biological process: DNA-templated transcription initiation.
GCUCCGCGGCGGAGGCCUUCGUCGAUGGUGUUCGCGCGCUUUGUGAUGCCUCAUUGUGUCGCGGCGGCGGAGGCCUGAGGGUGACCCGGAACAGCAAAGCGGAGGCGGGUUGCUGGGCAACCGGGUCGGAAGGGAAUAAAGGAGCCAGGAAGCCGCGCCAGGAGGCGCCGUUAACGGAGGGAGGGCCAGCGAGGUGCUUAACGGUUUCCCAGCGGAGCCACGACGACGGAGCCCCGGAGGAGACCGGGGUGGGUCCCCCUCGACUCCUUGGAAUGGAAAGAGGAACGGAAGGAACGGAGGGAUCACAGUUCUUGGCUGCGGGAGAAGUGUCUCAAGGGCUGGCCCAUGAUAACAUCUGUAGAAAAACCCAUAUUGGUAUAAACAUAAGGAUGUGAUCUUUUAUGGUAUCGUGGAAGGAAUCUGUGUUCUAAGUCAACCCAAUGGAUGCAGAGAGCGAUGUUGCAUUAGAUAUUAUAAUCACAAACGUAGUCUGUGUCUUCCGAACAAGAUGUCAUUUAAACCUGAGGAAGAUUGCAUUAGAGGGAGCAAAUGUGAUAUACAAGCGUGAUGUUGGGAAAGUAUUAAUGAAACUUAGGAAACCCAGGAUUACGGCAACCAUUUGGUCCUCAGGGAAAGUAAUUUGCACAGGAGCUACAAGUGAAGAAGAAGCUAAAUUUGGUGCCAGACGAUUAGCCCGUAGUCUGCAGAAACUAGGUUUUCAGGUGAUUUUUACAGAUUUUAAAGUUGUCAAUGUCUUAGCAGUGUGCAACAUGCCCUUUGAAAUCAGAUUGCCCGAAUUCACAAAAAACAACAGACCACAUGCCAGUUAUGAACCAGAGCUUCACCCUGCAGUCUGCUACAGAAUAAAAUCUCUCAGAGCGACCCUACAGAUUUUUUCAACAGGAAGUAUCACAGUUACAGGGCCCAAUGUAAAGGCUGUUGCUACGGCAGUGGAACAGAUUUAUCCAUUUGUGUUUGAAAGCAGGAAAGAAAUUUUAUAAAUGGCCACUUCAUGGCAAGGUGAACUAGCGCAAGUAACUUUUCUAAGACUGCUGUACAUUGGACUAAAAGCAGAGCCGAGGGUGGAAGGAGAAGGACAACUGGACCAACGCAGCUGAGGGAGGUGCAUGUCUUGGCCGCAGUGAGAAACUCCCGUCCCUUUGGGAUUUUAUUUUGAACAGUGCUGUAUUAUAAAAACAAAAAAGGUUUACAAGAUAAUGAAAUUGCUGCUUUUUACAGGACAUUUCUAUUUAUUUCUGCAGUAAUUUCUGUGUGUUUGUAAGCAGAAUUGUCAUGAUAUGCACUAACUCUGGAAACACUUCUUUUAGGUUGGGCUUGUGUUUUUAUUUGUGAAUAGUCUUUUGCAUUUUUGUAUGCUGACCAUUGGGCACCAAAGAAGCUGUAGACAUUAACCUUUUUCACCUGAAAAACAUGCACAAAUAAAAAUAAAAUCUGCAAAACCUUUUUUUCA